GACUCUGAAAAAAAAAUAUUAAGGAAAAGAUUUUGUUCAAAUUGGGGUCACAUUACGCCAUUGCCCUGAAAUUAGGUGUUAUUCCCCAGAUUUCAAGUGCCACACAAAGAACCGGUAGCCAUCCGGAUGCAUUAGCUCCUUACCAUCCAGCGCCAUCGGCCUCGAAGUAACCAGCGAAUCCGCUAUUGCCCUGAAUAUAAGGCCUAGAGCUUAGAGCCUAGAGACCCAGCCCCGAGGAAGGAAGAAAGACUAGAGUCACAAGAACAAGAAAAAGAUCCACACAGACAAUACGAACCCGUGGUUUCAUUGGCCAAAAUGCCACAUCGUGUAGUCGAUUUCUUUCGGGCUUCGAACGAUAGCAUCCACAGCAUCAAAGCAUCCGUACAACGAAGAAGCAACCCCAACUCACGAUCUAACUCACGAUCUACAUCCAGAGAACGACCUACUCGUCACCCAUCACCUGCAUCAUCAGUGCUCGAAGCCGACUCAGAUCAUCUAGCACAUAACUUUGUUGCACCUCCUGUCAAGAUGGCUGAACCGUCCAAGGAGAAGAAGGAUGCCCACAGUCAUCAUCGCCUGAGUUUUCCAGUCUUGCAUCUUGGCAGCUCCAAAUCUUCCAAGGAAUCACCACAAAAUCCCAAUGCCUCCCUAAGCUGGAAAAUUGAGUCACCCCCCGCUGUGUUGCACGGUGAUACCGAGAACAGCACUGGCGCAUUGGUUUCUGGUCAAUUAUUACUUGACAUCAAGGAGGAGGGAUUUGAGGUUGACACUUUCGAAGCCAAGUUGAAUGUCCACAUCCUACAGAAACGACCGUUUACUGGUCACUGUCAGAAUUGUGCAAACCAAGUAACCGAGCUCAAAUCCUGGACACUUUUGACUGAGCCAACGCAACUUUCCAAACGGACACACGAAUUCCCCUUUUCCGUUUUAUUGGAUGGUCACCUUCCCGCGACAACUGAUAAUGCCAUUAUCGCAGUGAAAUACGAAUUCACCGCGAUAGUACAGCCGCGCACUGGACCGAUGGUUAAGCUUAUCAAGAAUAUCGACGUAAAGCGCUCGAUACCAGUCCCAGAAUUGCCCCAUCACAGCAUACGCAUCUUCCCGCCUACCAACAUUGCCGCCAGUGUGCACUUCACCCAAAUCAUACACCCCAUCAGUUCCAACACCUUCACCCUGCGCCUCGACGGUGUCGUCAAGCACAACCCAGACGCCAAGACCGUCGAGUACUGGAAGCUGAAGCGACUGUCGUGGAAGCUGGAGGAGAACAUGGAGACCAUAGCGCCUGCAUGCGAAAAGCACUCUCCCAAGGAACCCAAAGAAUCAGACACGGCCGUGGCGCCGAAGAAGGGCGCCAAGCGCGUCGACACCCGCACGAUAGCGCACGCUGACAUGCACAGCGGCUGGAAAUCCGAUUACUCCCCGUCAGGGUGCAUCGAGACGGAAAUCCAGUACCAGCUAGCGCCGGGCGCGCGCGCUGUCUGCGACAUGAAGAGCAAAGACGGCACCGAGAUCACGCACCAGCUGGUGGUGGAGAUGGUGGUCGUCCAGGAGUACGCACCGACCACGCACCUGAAGCACGUCACACCGACCGGCGUAGCACGCAUCCUGCGCAUGCACUUCGGCGUCGUCGUCACCGAGAGGGCGGGCCUGGGCGUCAGCUGGGACAACGAGGCGCCUCCGAUCUACCAAGAUGUGCCCCCUUCGCCCCCUUCCUACUCGUGCGACAUCCCGUACGAGAGCGUGGAGGACCUGGCCUUGAGCCGAAAUAGCCAAGAGAACCCCAGCAGAGCGCAAAGCCCUGUCGCGAACGAAGAGCGACCCUUGACCAUAGUAGGAACCAAAACGGUCGGGCGCUAGUUCACGUUCGGCCGGGUUCUUUACAGGAUUAAAGGGUGGUGGUUGGAACGGUUACGGGGGAGGUAAUCAGGAACAGCAUUGGCUUUACAACAAAAGACCAAGCAAACACAAACAGAGCAAUAUACCCCACGAGCGAUACUUUGAUGACGCACUGCACUGCAUUGCAUGCAAGCAACUUCCUGCAUUUAGCAGAUGAAACAAAAAGGAGAGGGAAAAAGGCACACAAUGGUUGGGUUGGUAUGGCCUUCAGGGAAGGGAUUUUCACAGUUGAUUGUUUGAUUGAUUACAUAUGGCAUUGUAUGGAGUUUUCAGGACGGAUAGACAUACCCCCAUCAGGAGAAAGCAAGCAAGCAAGCAAGCAAGCAGAAUGCCGCUCAAUGGCUGGCAGGCAGGCAGAACGGUACACGCAUGAAUAAUAUUUUACUUGAGUAAUAACUCGAGAAAUAACUCGAAGAGUAUAUACAUGUAAUAAGAG
Molecule: messenger RNA, 2332 nt
Organism: Hypoxylon fragiforme
Lineage: Eukaryota; Fungi; Ascomycota; Sordariomycetes; Xylariales; Hypoxylaceae
Exons: 2
Coding region: 316-1857 (513 amino acids)
Source: RefSeq, a predicted model, not a curated record